CGCGGCCGCUCAGCGCCGGCGGGCUCCGGCGGGGCUCCAUGGCGGAGCGCGGGGCCUGAGGCGGCGGCGUGGGCGGCAUGGAGGCGGAUUUCGCCGCCUUCGGGAGCCCGCUGUGCGGCGAGGUCAAGCGCUUCUGCCGGCGGGUGCGGGAGACGUACCGGGAGAUCCAGGAGGACCUCACGCCCUACAAGGAUGAUCGUUACUACCGGCUGGCCCCGAUGCGAUUGUAUACACUGUCCAAAAGGCAUUUUGUUCUGGUCUUUGUAGUAUUCUUUAUUUGUUUUGGUCUGACAGUCUUCAUAGGAAUAGCAGGUCCUAAUGUAAUUGAAACUUCUGUAGCAAGAACUGACUUAAAUAAUAGCCUAAAGCUGAAGCCAUUUAAUUUAAGUUCACCACCACUGUCAACUUACAACCAGCAGCUGUGGCUGACCUGUGUGGUUGAGUUGGAUCAGCACGAUGUAUCCCUCAAGAAGAAUGUGACCAUGACAGUCAAAGUCCUGGGAGUGGUGAAGGAUGGAAGCACACCAUACGUUAACAAUCAAGUUCACAAUCGGACGAGGUUACUCAGUUGUGCACAAAAAUGCAGUGAAAUCAUUGUUGUUCACCUGGGCUACCUGAACUACACUCAGUACAACAUAUUUGUUAGCUUUGAAGAUCUAAACAAGUUAACCUACACCAUCCAGAAUAUUACUUUCACAUGGAAGACCUAUAAUCCAACCUUUUCACAAGUGGAAAUAUGGUUCCGAUUUGUCUUUGUAGUUCUUACUUUUAUGGUCACGUGUCUGUUUGCACAUUCCCUGCGGAAAUUCUCCAUGAGAGACUGGGGUAUUGAGCAGAAAUGGAUGUCCAUCCUACUUCCUCUCUUGCUACUUUACAAUGAUCCAUUUUUCCCCCUUUCUUUUCUGGUGAACAGCUGGUUUCCUGGAAUGCUGGAUGAUCUAUUCCAGUCACUGUUUCUGUGUGCACUGUUGUUGUUCUGGCUUUGUGUCUACCAUGGUAUAAGAGUACAGGGGGAAAGGAAGUGCUUAACUUUCUAUCUGCCCAAAUUCUUUAUUGUUGGACUGUUGUGGCUGGCCUCUGUUACACUGGGAAUAUGGCAAACUGUGAAUGAAGUACACGACCCUACAUAUCAAUACAGGGUUGAUACAGGUAAUUUCCAGGGAAUGAAAAUCUUCUUCCUUGUGGUGGCAACCACAUAUAUUCUCUACCUUUUGUUCCUGAUAGUGAGGGCAUGCUCAGAACUUCGAAACAUGCCUUAUGUUGAUCUCAGGUUAAAAUUCUUGACUGCAUUAACCUUUGUAGUGCUUGUCAUUAGCAUUGUUAUACUCUACCUACGCUUUGGAGCACAAGUUCUGCAGGACAACUUUGUUGCUGAGCUCUCAACUCAUUAUCAGAAUUCAGCAGAAUUCUUAUCAUUUUAUGGGUUAUUGAACUUUUAUCUCUACACAUUAGCCUUCGUGUAUUCCCCCUCGAAGAAUGCACUGUAUGAAUCACAGUUGAAAGACAAUCCUGCUUUUUCUAUGCUGAAUGAUUCAGAUGACGAUGUGAUUUAUGGGAGUGACUAUGAAGAGAUGCCUCUUCAGAAUGGCCAAGCUAUUAGAGCAAAGUAUAAAGAAGAGUCAGACAGUGAUUGAUUGACUGGUUUCAGUGCAGACAGACUUGUGCAUCUGGAGUUCAGCAAGUUCUGAAGUUUUCCUAGAUGGACAACUUCUUUGGUUCCUACAGUCUGCUGUCAUCUGAACACCAGCUCCCAGGAAGGACAUCCUGCUUCUGUUUCUGUUUACAAGGAUAAAACUCAGAAAACAAAUGAUGGAAGUGGUUGUAGUGAAAACUGAAGAAACCAAAAUUUUUACAUGUCUUAUAAAAUGCCUAAUAACUGGAUGUCAGUGGACUAAAAUCUUUGUCUAUUUCAGUUUAAAAUACUCACAGAUUGUGUACUGAGUUUCGAAUUGCUUCCUUGCUGCUCAGUUUUAGUUUUUUCCUUUUUUUUUUUUCUUUAGGAUGAGGUAUAGCAUACUGCCAUUUAUCUGUUGCAUUUUACAUUAGCUGUUUUGUAUACUGUCCACAGUGGUAUGAAGUGCCUCAUUUCCCUUUGAAUUUUCUACCUUAGCCUUUUAAGCUGGAGGCAGACAAUGAAGUGUUUUGGUUUUCGUUUGGUUUUUUGUUGUUUGUUUUGUUUUUUUUUAAUCGGUGAAAGAAGACACAAGCUUUCUAUUCUUCCUUCAAAUAAGUGAUACAGACUUCAGGCCAUUUAAAAAAUACAUUUCAGUAAAUUUACUGGAUUCAUAAAUGCAAGACAUGGUCAAAUAGGCAAGUUUUAAUGAGCCAGAAUAAUCUCAGUGGUGCAAAAUUAUUUGUAUAAUAUGUGUUUCAUGACAUGCUUUACUGCCACAGCAGAAGUGUCUUUGUUGGUUUUUUUAAACAGCCCUUUUAAAUGGAAAUGUUUCAACAACAAAUCUCAGAAGGAAGCCAGUACUGGCUUUUUAUUUGCCUUGUAUGCUGAAGGAGAUUGUUACUUGCAGAGAAUAAAGUAUGAAAGUUUUCUAAGGAAUUACAGUUUCAAAUUUCCAAACAUUUCAUUUUUAGAGGUUUUUUUCACUGCAUCAGUUUUCCCUUAAGUUGUAUUAAUGCAUAGUUACUCUACAUGCUAGGAACAGUUGUGGUUGCUCAUGUAUUGAACAUGCCUGAGUCAGCUUGUGAGAAUGUUCUGUGUACAGUUCAGCUUCUUUGUCAUAUCAGUCACCAUCUGUAUGAUGGGAACUCUUACUAGCACAUUUUGUGGUUAUCUGUAUUCCAGUCUGUGCUGGAACAAAGUUUUAUGGGAAUUAAGUAUUCCUUGUACGAUGCUGCUGUUUCUCUAGAAGUUGAUUUUCUCCUACACCAUUGUUAGGUUCUUUAUUUAAGAUGUUGGUGUGUAACUACUUUUGUUUUCAGAUACUUGACCUUUCCAAAAGUAUCUCCUUUUUUCAUGUACUUAUAAGAGAGAUUUACUCUUGUAAAAUUUCUCUGCCCUGCUGCUUUAGAAGAUUCCCAAAAGCACUGUUAAUCUACUACGAUAUGGUGCUGGGUUGCAGCCAGGAAUUGUGCUCAUCAUUGAAGUAGUUUAAGCAGAAUAGUGCAAUGAAGUCCUGCUAGACUUGCUGAAUCAUAGUGGGGAAAAAGGAGAUUUGUUGUGCUGUAAUGCAACAACGUCUCUAGACUGUGCCCAUUGCAAUGCCCUGCUGGUGGAUGUUCAAAAUCACAAAGUGGAGGCUGCACAAGGCAGCAGCUCACUCAGAGAGGACCAAAGGAACUGAUUUGUGUGAUUGUGCCCUUGCUGUUAUGGAAUAGUUCAGAUUAAAUCAGUGCUCUGCUAAAGAUGUGUCGUGAGACAUUGUGUGUGAGAGAGAGAGAGAGGGAAAAUGUUCUAAAAUUAUGUAGCGCUGUGAAAUUUUUUGGGGACUAUCUGAAAUUAAAAGCUUUUUGUGCCAGGGAUCAUUUCAUUGUUAGAAGCCAAAGCACUGUUGUAUGGCUAAAGCAAGGAAAUUGCUGGGGAGGAAAAGUAGGUUUUUCCCUUUAACUUCUUAAUCGGUAUUACUUUAGAAGAACAUAUAAGAAAACACUAAAGAAAUAAUUCAAGUUAGUGGUAGUUUUCUUUUCAGAAAACUAGUAAAAUGUACCUUCAUCAGCACUUCUUUUUAGACUAUUUUGAAAGGGUAUGGGAGAUUCUCUGUAUCCUGAAAUUGUCAAGUCCAUUCUCAUUUUUACUAUUUCUGAGAUAACUCUCCCCAUUUGAACGUGCAGAAUCAGACUUGGCAACCAAUCUGACAUUGUUUACAUAAGCCAAAUACUUUCAAGUUCCAUUGGAGUAACAGUGGGAACAGCAAAUAGGUUUUCAAAAACUGAUAUUUACACAAUUCUUACAUACUCAAAUAUUUUUCCUAUGCUAUUGUUUAAUUCUCUCCUAAAUUGUUAUAAAAGGUAAAAUUUGACCAUUGUGCAAAGUACAUCAAUAUUUCUUAUCACAGUCUGAACUGGUUGUUACAGUUAACUCUCAAAUAGUGUCUUGGGAUUUCAUUAACUAAAAAACACAUUUUUAAUCUAAUUUGGAGAUUAUUUUUUCUAAGCUGUUUUCAACCCAUUUCUCUUGCUGGUUUGUUUGAGUAAACUUCACUACAUCACUACAUUCAAAGUGGAAAUAGAAAAGCUAAGAAUGGGGAAUGUGUACUUUAAAGUAUCUCACUAUGAACAUAGUGAGAAAAUAAUUUCUGUGGUUAUUUUUAGAGAUUAUAUUUAAGCAUAUAUUUUGCAUGUUUGCCAUGCAAAAUAGCAUAUACAGUAAGAUGGCAAAAGCAAUGAAGCAGAUGAGGAACUAGUUUUGCUAGCAAGACUCCUCUUAUUUCCAUGAUUGGAGAGCAGAGACAGUAUUUGAAGAAUAUUCCAAUGUGGGCUGUAAACAGUUUGGGAGUAGGUGGCAUAAGUUAAUCUCUGAGUAAAGUAUUGAAAUCUAAGGGUCAAACAGAAGAAAUCUUUUUAAGAAGCUAGCCUGGCUUUCCUUUUAUUACUGCUAAAGUAAUUAUUUCCAUAACCAGUGCACCUGUACAAAACAAGUAAUGUACACAGGAAGGCCCCACAGCACACAGUGAUCCUGGCUCUAGAGCAAACAUCCAUCAAUGCGAGACUUCCACGUACACGGUGAUUGCAAGGGACUUCUAAGAAAUCAAUAAUUGAGUGCAAGCCAGUCAUAGCAACUACUUUCUGUAGCAUUUGGUUUACAAAUACAGUUGGUGUAGAAAUUGGUGGAAACUUUCCUGGGACUGGCAAAGAGGCAGCUUAACACCAGUGAGAAACAGCUUGUGCACUGGAUCUGUGGUACCAAUACUGGGGAGAAAGUUCCAUCUAGGACUUAGAUCUGUAGUCUUUCUCUGAGCCAAAUGACAACAUUUCAUCCAUAGUCACCUAAUUCCCCCAACCAUUUCCUUUUGCUUAUGCCAGUAAUAACUUUUGCAUUACUGUAAAACUAUUUUUAGGAGUUUGUAAAUAUGUAAAAUGAAAAUAUGGAAAAAUUGUGUACCAAAAUGGUAUAAAAAUGUGUAAGAUAAAUGCAAAUGCUCUGUUUAAUGAGAAGCUGUAAUUAAAUGCUGCUUUGAGAAAGUGUGCAUGAGGACAUGUUAAAUAUUCUGUGUAUCUAUAAGUUGUGCUAAUAAUAGCAAAUUAUCUGUUUAUGUUGUAAAACUUCAUGCUAAUGUGAAAUAUGAAGGAAAUCUGAGUAUUUUACUUUGAGGAAGUUUCUUGGAAGACUUUAUGUGCAAAAUCAUUGUUAAAUAUGUUCAUAAUAAAGUUUUAUAUAUUUAUAUUGUA
This is a messenger RNA of Lonchura striata (white-rumped munia), 5340 nucleotides long. RefSeq names its product transmembrane protein 181 (gene TMEM181). The record is from RefSeq and is a predicted model, not a curated record. Gene Ontology annotation, molecular function: toxic substance binding. Lineage: Eukaryota; Metazoa; Chordata; Aves; Passeriformes; Estrildidae.